Molecule: messenger RNA, 405 nt
Organism: Protopterus annectens (West African lungfish)
Lineage: Eukaryota; Metazoa; Chordata; Ceratodontiformes; Protopteridae
Product: cytoglobin-1-like
Exons: 2
Coding region: 22-390 (122 amino acids)
Biological process (GO): oxygen transport
Molecular function (GO): oxygen binding; heme binding; iron ion binding
Source: RefSeq, a predicted model, not a curated record
UUUUACUUUGAUUAUACAAUAAUGGCUUUGGCUGCUGAGAAUAUUCAGAAGGCUAUGAGUGUUUGGGAGAAAUUUUAUGUAAAUGCUGAGGACAAUGGAGCAAUUGUAUUGAGCAGAAUGUUCAAAGAGCACCCACAUACUGUGAGCUACUUCACAAACUUCAAAGAACUACAGUCCAUUGCAGGAACUGCCUCAGUUACAGAUCUUGAAGGCCUAUCAGAAGUCUGUGCCCAUGGCAAGAAAGUUUUGUCUGCUCUGAAUGACAUGGUUCAAAAAGUGGAAAACAUGGAUGUUUUAAAAGCUGUUAUCGAGCCUUUGGGCAAGAAGCAUGCUGUGGAACUUAAAGUGGAUGUGAAGGAAUUUGAUGCAAGUUACAUCGGAGUUAUGUAGCAAAUAAAAGUGGGA